UUUCGACCUGGUGAAUUCUCGCAGGCGUCUUUUUUCCAAUCGAGACUUCUCUUUCGGAACACCAGCGACUCUUGACACCCCGUCCCCCCAUUCCCCUUAAUCGGCACAAAACACCCACCAACACAACACCGCCAAAAUGGGUCGUCUUCACAGCAACGGAAAGGGCAUCUCAUCCUCCGCGAUCCCGUACUCGCGCAACCCGCCUACGUGGCUCAAGACCACCCCCGAGCAGGUCGUCGACCAAAUAUGCAAGCUUGCCAAGAAGGGCGUGACCCCCUCGCAGAUCGGUGUCAUUCUCCGUGACUCGCACGGAAUUGCCCAGGUCAAGGUCGUCACCGGCAACAAGAUCCUUCGGAUCCUCAAGGGACAGGGCCUCGCUCCCGCGAUCCCGGAAGACAUCUACAACCUUAUCAAGAAGGCUGUCGCCGUCCGUAAGCACCUUGAGCGCAACCGCAAGGACAAGGACUCCAAGUUCCGCCUGAUUCUGAUCGAGUCGCGUAUUCACCGUCUGGCCCGUUACUACAAGACCGUCGGUGUCCUGCCGCCCACGUGGAAGUACGAGUCUUCCACCGCCAGCACCAUCGUCGCCUAAGCGUGCCUAGGUACGCGUAGCAACGCCAGAUGAUGUGCCGUGCCGAGAAAGAAUGAGACAUGUGCGUGUCGGGGUUCUGCCUCUUUUGCGCAAAAUCAAAGCAGCUUGGCCGCCUCCGGUAUCACGCCUGUGGCCAUUGGAGUUCGUGGAUUGGAAGGUAGCUUGCAUUCUAGAGCGAUUUGCAAGGCAAAUUUGCUCCGGGACGGGAAAAUUCUCGAGCGUAGACCCUUGGGGGAGUGGUGAUGACUAGGAGGAGAUAAAUGAAAU
This is a messenger RNA of Lasiosphaeria miniovina, 859 nucleotides long. RefSeq names its product ribosomal S13/S15 N-terminal domain-containing protein. The transcript has 4 exons. Gene Ontology annotation, biological process: translation. Lineage: Eukaryota; Fungi; Ascomycota; Sordariomycetes; Sordariales; Lasiosphaeriaceae. The coding region runs from base 137 to 592 and encodes 151 amino acids. The record is from RefSeq and is a predicted model, not a curated record. Gene Ontology annotation, molecular function: small ribosomal subunit rRNA binding; structural constituent of ribosome. Gene Ontology annotation, cellular component: ribosome; cytosolic small ribosomal subunit; nucleolus.